CCUUUAUUCACUGUACAAGAAUCUCAUGUUAAAUAUGUUCAAGUAAACAAAUAUGUCAUGGUUACAGGAGUCUAUCCAUCGCAUAUAGGCUUUAAGGGCAUCGUGGCAUAACCGUCGAGGCGAAGUCAGGACCUAAAAAGAUCGAAUGAAACGAUACAUAGACAAGUAAAUCCCUUAUGAAUUCUAAGGUACUCCUUUAAUUUUUAAUUUAAGUUUAAGGGGAUUCAUCAUUCGAAGGGAAGUAGACUACUCAAUAAUAUUUCAUUUAUGUCGUAAUUGAAUAAAUAAUUUAAAAAAUCUAAAUAAUUAGGAAGAAUGAAUCAUCAAGAAAAUUAAUAAGAAGGCAUACCUAUAUCUAUUGGAGUGAAAUAAUGGAGUUACUUAAAUUUCACUCAACGAUGGGAUGUGAGGAAAAUAGCAAUAUGUUCCAUUUAAAGAUGCCUUAUAAGUCUAAUAAAUUAAUUAAUUUAAUUGAUAUUUUUAAUAUGCUAAUAACAGAUAGCACACAUAUACAAUUAAUAUUAAUAUGUAGGCUCAUAAUUGAUUUAUAUAAUUCCAAAAACUCCAUGAACAAAACAAAAGAAAUUCUGAAGCAAAAUGUUAGCUGUACAAAGUACAGCUAACAAUAAGUGAAUGAUAAAGCUAAAUGUUCUUAAUUGCAAAGCAGAAAUGGAAAAGGGGCUAUAAUUGAAGAAUGCUACUGUGAGAAAUCUGAACACAAGAGAAUGACCAAUAGUAAUAACUAAAAACGGUGACCAACAUUUAAAAAAAAACAACAUGCUUCAAAUUGACAAGUGAUUUUUCUAUAAAUAGCUCUAGCAAGAGUUAUUUUCCCUAUUCUGCCCAUGCCCCAAAUUCCUACCACCAGAAAAUCAUUAGACCCCAAACAUAAUCACAUUUCUAUUUCUUGCAUGCGAGCAUCUAUUCCAACCAGAUUUUCAGUAUCACUAAUGGAUGUACUUAACAAUUUAUUCAAAAUAUCUGUAAUGAUUUCCUUGAUUAGUUGAGGCUCAUUCCUGCCAUAGUUGAAGCAUAAACACAUAAUAAGUCUAAUUAUUCAUAAAAGGAUAAUAAAAAUAAAGGAAAUAAGAGAUGUGUGAAGACGUAGUCAGUCUUAAAUCUACCCUUAAAGAAGUGUAUUAAAAAAGUUCUAAAUUCUAUGUACCUGGUCCUUCAAUCAUGUAACAUAUGCAAUAUUCUUUUAUCCACUAUGUUGUAAAAAGUAAUAGAUGAAUUAGCAAGAGCAUUUAAAUUGGCAAUGUUAAAAAUCAAAGAAUAUUAAUAAGAGUGAAAAAGGCUUUAGAAAAUCACUUAUUUCUUGAAUCCCAACCGGAUAAAUUUGCAACUUGAGUGAGAGCAUCCUUCCAAUUCUGCACCCUUUCCAUGUUCUUUGAGUUCUCUUCAUGUUUAGCCAAUGCUUCUCCAAAUAUACCCCUCUGUCUUCUCACAUCCGAGGGAUCCACAUUGUAGAAAAUUGGGAGAACCCUCUGUCUCCUGCUUUUCAUGCACUCUACUAUCUUCACCAACUCCUCUAAACACCAUCUAGAGGAUGCAUAAUUUUUCGAGAAAAUAACUAUUGAAAACUCCAUGUUUUCGAUAGCUGCAACAAGGGCAGGAGAUAUGACUUGGCCUCUCUCAAGCUUGUCAUCAUCCACGAAAGUGUUGAUUCCUUUCUGGUACAAGGCGUGAUAGAGAUGGGCAGUGAAGUUAUUGCGGGUGUCUUCUCCUCUGAAGCUAAGGAACACAUCAUAGUGCCUUUGAGAAGAAGAAGCAGCAGCAGCAGCAGCUGAAGCCAUUCCUGAGCAGUAGAGAGAUGAAGUUUGAGCUUCUUGAAAAGUUAAAUACUAUAAAAGUUAGUUGCUCUCAACACCUCAUUGAAAUUCCAGACAUGAUAGUUACUGCGCCCAAUCUGGAGAAACUGAUUCUUGAUGGUUGUUCAAGUUUGCUUGAGGUUCACCCAUCUAUUGGAAAGCUGAACAAGCUUAUUUUAUUGAAUUUGAAAAAUUGCAAAAAGCUUAUUUGUUUUCCCAGCAUCAUCGACAUGAAAGCGCUUGAAAUUCUCAAUUUCUCUGGCUGCUCAGGGCUCAAGAAGUUUCCAAAUAUUCAAGGUAACAUGGAAAAUUUAUUGGAGCUUUAUUUAGCUUCAACUGCUAUUGAGGAACUUCCCUCCUCAAUUGGGCAUCUCACUGGACUUGUUUUAUUGGAUCUGAAAUGGUGCAAAAAUCUUAAGAGUCUUUCGACAGGUAUUUGUAAGUUGAAAUCCCUUGAAAAUCUCUCUCUUUCUGGAUGUUCAAAACUUGAAAGUUUUCCGGAAGUGAUGGAGAAUAUGGACAAUUUGAAAGAGCUUCUUUUAGAUGGGACACCUAUCGAAGUGCUACCCUCGUCAAUUGAACGUCUCAAAGGCCUCGUUUUAUUGAAUCUGAGGAAAUGCAAAAACCUUGUGAGUCUUUCAAACGGCAUGUGUAAUUUGACAUCUCUUGAAACACUCAUUGUCUCCGGUUGUUUACAAUUAAACAAUUUGCCGAGGAACCUCGGGAGCCUGCAACGUCUAGCACAGCUCCAUGCAGAUGGAACUGCUAUAGCACAACCUCCUGACUCGAUUGUUCUUUUGAGAAACCUGAAAGUAUUGAUCUAUCCUGGAUGUAAAAUAUUAGCACCUACCUCAUUGGGUUCGCUCUUUUCAUUCUGGUUAUUGCAUGGAAACAGUUCAAACGGGAUUGGUUUGCGCUUGCCUACUAGUUUUUCUAGUUUCAGGUCCUUAUCAAAUUUAGACCUAAGUGACUGCAAACUAAUAGAAGGAGCAAUCCCCAAUGGUAUUUGCUCCUUAAUCUCAUUGAAGAAAUUAGAUCUAAGCAGAAACAAUUUUCUAAGCAUACCUGCUGGCAUCAGUGAACUUACAAACCUAAAAGACCUACGACUGGGGCAGUGCCAGAGUCUCACAGGAAUUCCGGAGCUUCCAUCGAGUAUCAGAGACAUAGAUGCACACAAUUGCACAGCUCUUUUACCAGGCUCAUCAAGUGUAAGCACAUUGCAAGGGCUACAGUUCCUAUUCUAUAAUUGCUCCAAUCCAGUUGAAGACCAAUCCAGUGAUGAUAAGAGGACAGAAUUACAAAUAUUUCCACAUAUUUAUGCGUCUUCCACUGCCGCUGAUUCCUCUGUGACUACUUCACCUGUUAUGAUGCAGAAAUUGCUUGAAAAUAUUGCAUUUAGUAUUGUUUUUCCUGGCACUGGGAUUCCUGAGUGGAUCUGGCAUCAGAAUGUGGGAUCUUCUAUAAAAAUUCAGCUACCUACAGAUUGGUAUAGUGAUGACUUCUUGGGAUUUGCUCUCUGCUCUGUUCUUGAACAUCUUCCUGAGAGAAUUAUAUGCCAUUUGAAUUCUGAUGUUUUUAAUUAUGGGGACUUGAAAGACUUCGGCCAUGAUUUCCAUUGGACAGGCAACAUUGUUGGGUCAGAACAAGUCUGGCUGGGUUAUCAACCAUGUUCCCAGUUGAGGUUGUUUCAAUUCAAUGACCCCAAUGAGUGGAAUCACAUUGAGAUUUCUUUUGAAGCAGCCCACAGAUUCAACUCAAGUGCAUCCAAUGUGGUGAAGAAGUGUGGCGUAUGUCUUAUAUAUGCAGAAGAUCUUGAAGGAAUCCAUCCACAAAAUAGAAAACAGCUUAAGAGUAGGGGAUGUAGUGUAGUUGAGAGAAGCAGUGACAGAGCAGGACUCAAUCGAAGUGGAAUGGACUCUAGUUCUAGUGGCAGCAGUGAGGGACCCACGCUCAAGCUCAAGCGCAAACGUCCUCAAGAAUGACUACCAUCAUCCAGAGGCCAGAAUCAGAAUUUCCAUGGAGGGAGAUAAUUUUCUUGCUUUCUACAGAGCAACUCCUUUGCAAAUGCGGUGGUUCCACGAGCUCGGAAUCGAAUCUUGCUUUCUUAUGAAUUGAUUUUUCAUGAUGUUCAAAAACUUGGAGAAUGAAGAGUCUCUAAUUCAUCUACUCUCUAUGAAGAUGACUUUAUAAGCUUGUUUACUACUGAUUUAAUUUGAGAAAUUCAUUCAGCUUUAUUGGCUGUAGCCACAUUUUAC
Vitis riparia (riverbank grape) is the source of this 4066-nucleotide messenger RNA. RefSeq names its product disease resistance-like protein DSC1. Lineage: Eukaryota; Viridiplantae; Streptophyta; Magnoliopsida; Vitales; Vitaceae. Gene Ontology annotation, molecular function: protein binding. Bases 1814 to 3793 code for a protein of 659 amino acids. The transcript has 3 exons. The record is from RefSeq and is a predicted model, not a curated record.